UGGACGUGAGCAAGAUUGAAGCCGGUAAAAUGCCACUCAAGGUAGAAGAGUUCGAUCUGGCAGAACUCCUCGAGAACAUAGUUGAUUUGCAUUAUCAUAGAGCCAUAGAGAAGGGAGUGGAUUUGGUACUUGACCCUGGUGAUGGGUCUCUUUCAACGUUUCGCUCAGUGAAAGGUGACAAAGUGAAAAUUAUGCAGAUAGUAAGUAAUUUGGUUACCAAUGCUAUCAAAUUUACCUCAGGAGGACAUAUCUCCGUCAAAGUUUCUGUGAGCAAACCAAGUAAAGACAAUGCCCUUAUUGUUUGUAAUCGGCAUAGUCCGUUGAACUGCUUGACAAGAUUGUGCACGAAGCAAAAGUGUUGCUGCAAUACGUUGAAUGAAUUUCCAGCAAUUCAAAAGAAUCCCAAUUGCAUGGAAUUCACAUUUGAGGUGGAUGACACAGGUGUGGGGAUUCCGAAAGAUAAACAAAAACAUGUCUUUGAGAACUUUGUUCAGGUGAAAGAAACAACUUAUGGAGAAGAAGGUUAUGGCUUGGGACUAGGCAUUGUUCAAUCGAUGGUGCAUCUGAUGGGGGGAGAGAUCAAGAUUGUUGACAAAGAGGAUGGAGAAAGAGGCACUCGCUUCCAAUUCAACAUAUUUCUGACUAGUUGUGUUCCAGUAUCUGUUGUUGAAGCUGAGGAACAAGAAACCAAUACGCAAAACCAUGGCCUUCGCAGUUAUCUUUACCAUCACUUGGGACUGCCAUUUCGGUCAUCUCCAUCUAGAUCAGAGGGAUAUCAUGUUGUCCUAUUCCUAGUUGAAGAAAAAAGGAGAAAAGUUUUAAGCAGAGCGAUUAGCAAAAUGAACAUAAAAGUUUCAGAGGUGGGUAAAAUUAACGAAUUUGUUCAGACGCUUGAUAGAAUAAAAAGAAAGUUAGACCUUUCCUCUAGUUCCCUUGAGAAAUUUGAGGUAAAUUUGAAUUUAACCUCUGGUGAUACAAAUGAAGUGGCUUCAGGCACAAAGGACACACAUGAUCAUGCCAUCCCUCAUUGCAAAAGGUCUAAUUCCAAUGGCUCAUCGAAUUUCAUAAUUAUCAUUAUUGAUUCUCAGGCAGGACCUCUCUCAGAAUUGAGUUCACCGGUGGUUAACUUCAAGAAAGAUUUGCAGAAUCUUAGUUGCAAGGUUGUGUUGUUGCAAGAUCAUGUAAGCAGCAGCAGUCAACCACCGCUUCCUCCUUUUGAUUAUGUUUUUCAAAAGCCAUUACAUGGCAAACGUUUAUAUGAAGUGCUUAGGCUUCUAUCUGAAUAUCGAAAUAGUUCAAUCCAACAUGAUAGGACUAAAACGGAUCAAGAAAUCGAAUUCCAAGAAUUGGAUUCAGAUGCCUUACUUAAGUGCCAACUCGAGGAGAUUGUGAUAAAUGAUUGUAACAAAAGGAGUAGUACUAGCAAGGACUUCAAAGGAAAGAAGGUUUUGGUGGUUGAUGAUCAGCCCAUAUUGCGCAUGUAUGCUUCCAAGUCUCUUCAAAAAUUAGGAGCAGAUGUUGAUGUUUCUGAGAAUGGAAAAGAUGCCUGUGAUAAGGUUUUGAAAUCUUUGAAAGACAUGUCUGAAGUUUAUGAUGAUUCCAACAGAACCUAUGAUUUUAUAUUGAUGGACUGUGAGGUAACAUUUCUACACUUACCUCUUUUCCGCUUUACUAAUUUUUACAAAUAAAUGUUGUAUGUUAUAUGUUUAUGGAUUUUUUUUCCAACUUAAAUAGUUUGAUAUGUUUAUGAAUGCAGAUGCCGGUUAUGAGUGGGUAUGAGGCAACAAGGCUUAUACGAGUGGAGGAGAAGAAGCAUGGCAUUCACAUUCCCAUAAUUGCAUUGACUGCCCAUACUAUGGAUGAUGAGAUGAAGUUGCUUAUCAAAGAUGCUGGAAUGGAUUUUCACUUGACUAAACCUUUAAAUGUUCAACAGUUGUAUGAUCUCAUCAACAACAUCCAGUUUUGAACGACGUUUUUUCCCAUUAGAAUGAAAUAUAUCUGUGGAAUAUGAUUUUUAAUAUCUACCUACCUUAGCCUUUAGUUCAUACAAAAAAAAAUUGUAACAGCAGCAUCGCUCUUGCUUGAGGUGAUCGAUGUUAACAUACAAGAUUUGGAGGAAAUGAAAAAGAAAGAGGAAGAAAGAAGAUGAAGGAAAAUUCCACUGCUGAUGGCAAGCAAGCAAUCAAUACAUGUCGACCAAUCUAUAUAUAAGCUAUUGAUCACAUGAUCUUUUAAAUACAAAAGCAAGCUCUCGUAUUAGUUUUGUGACAACUAACUUUAUUUUAAGAUGAUACAGCAAAACUAAAAUGAUAACCUCAAUAUUAUAAGGGCUAAGCGUUCAUUGCUUAAGGUUGAAAUUCACGGUAUCUAGUUAUCGGAGAGCAAAGGGUACCACACAAAUUAACUCCUCCACACACAAACUGCCUCUUAAAUGACAUUUUCCUCGCCGGUAGAUGACCAUCAUUAUUUCAGGAUAGAAAUAAACGAUGAUUAAUGAUUUAAGCUUGCUCGGAAAGUUUUCAAGCAAAUUUAUGUUACACAUGAUUAAUGAUUUAAGCUUCUCAGAUGGUGCUUCAGGCAGUAAAAAAACAACAGCAGAAAGGUCAACAAUAGUGCCAACUGCCAAGGAGCCAGUCGAAUAGAAAACGAGGGGAAAAUUCACGCUGGUGUAAUUUCAAAACUAUUUAGUAGAUUCUAAUCAAAAUCAAACAUGUUUCCUAUUGGCCGAGUCCCAAUGACAUCAAAGCAAUCAGCCACCCUCAAAUCUGUGUCUUUUUGCUAAAAAUGGAAAGGGGCUACAAUUCACUAAUAGAAAGGG
This is a messenger RNA of Nicotiana tabacum (common tobacco), 2818 nucleotides long. The record is from RefSeq and is a predicted model, not a curated record. NCBI's taxonomy places the organism in Eukaryota, Viridiplantae, Streptophyta, Magnoliopsida, Solanales, Solanaceae.